Symbiodinium pilosum is the source of this 477-nucleotide messenger RNA. The record is from the annotation of a GenBank genome assembly. Lineage: Eukaryota; Dinophyceae; Suessiales; Symbiodiniaceae.
AUGCCCCAGCCGGAGGACAUGCACAGCUGCGAGCACGGCCUGAAGGUUCAGCCCGAGAUUGGCUCUGUUUUGCUUUGGUAUUCCUUGCGCCCAAACGGAAACUCUGAUCCGAACAGCCUCCAUGCCUCUUGCCCUGUGCAGGACGGCUUGAAAUGGUCUGCAAACUACUGGGUCUGGAACAAGCCACGGGACUUUGGCAUUGAUCUACCGGAUGCAGAUUACGACGACGAGUACAGCGGUGAAUCUUCAGAGGCAACUGAGGGAGACCCCGUGCCGCGGAACAACGUCAAUGCUACGUUCGAGAACCGUCACACGGAGGAGAGCCUCUUCUUGUUCUGGAAGCCUCCAGACCGGCAGCAGGAAGCCUUCAUGGGCGAAAUUCGUCCGCAGGAGUCUCUGAAGAUGUUCACCUAUCCUGGCCAUCUGUGGCACUUCCGCAGCGGCGUGGAUCAGUCGUCUACUCUUCUUUACGUGCAG